Molecule: messenger RNA, 375 nt
Organism: Brassica napus (rape)
Lineage: Eukaryota; Viridiplantae; Streptophyta; Magnoliopsida; Brassicales; Brassicaceae
Exons: 1
Coding region: 1-375 (124 amino acids)
Source: RefSeq, a predicted model, not a curated record
AUGGAGAAGGGAACUGAUGGGAAGAUGAAGAGUGUGGCUUCGAUUCCGGAGAACUACGUAUCCAUUCUUCAGCUUCAAGAGCGCUGGAUGAAGGGGAAAGAAAGGAAACACAAGGAAAGAGACUUAGGAGUGAAGCAGCAGCAGGUUAAUGGACAAAGAGAAGAAGUAGUAGAACCAAUGGUGAAUCUCGAGGAAUGUUUUCACAUCGAUCGUCGGGAAAAAGAAUCAAAUUGCAUUGAGAAAGAGGUCUCUGCAACUGUGAGCAAGAAGGGCGAAGAUGGAGGAUAUUGGAGGGAGAGAAAGAAGAAAUGGUCUAAGAAGAAGAAUAAGAAGAAUCAAGGUGGCUCUGUGAAAGAGGAGAUUGAGAUUCCAUGA